Messenger RNA from Closterium sp. Naga37s-1, 1185 nucleotides. The record is from the annotation of a GenBank genome assembly. NCBI's taxonomy places the organism in Eukaryota, Viridiplantae, Streptophyta, Zygnematophyceae, Desmidiales, Closteriaceae.
AUGUCUCUUCUGGACUCCGCCGCCACUCGCGAAUCCAUCUUCUUUGGGGUCGACCAGGUGGCAGAAUGGCAGAUCAGAGGCCGGGUCCCGGAUUCCGUGGACGUGACAGCUGGCAUGCUCGGGGUGCAGCUGCAGGACGACCUCUGGUUCGUGAGUGGUCUGUGUGACAACCGCAAUCCAGCCCUGGGCUUGGAUUGGAGGGUGGUGCGGGUGAUGAAGGGUGGUGCGGGAGGGAGGGUGGUGCAGGUGAAGGAGGGUGGUGCAGGUGAUGGAGGGUGGUGCGGGAGAUGGAGGGUGGUGCAGGUGAUGGAGGGUGGUGCGGGAGAUGGAGGGUGGUGGAGAGCGGUGGAGGGUGGUGGAGGGUGGUGGAGAGUGGUGGAGGGUGGUGGAGUGUGGUGGAGUGUGGUGGAGUGUGGUGGAGUGUGGUGGAGUGUGGUGGAGUGUGGUGGAGUGUGGUGGAGUAGGGUGAAGAAGCGCUGGUGGGCUGGUCGGUCGGUGGUGAGCCUUGGCCCACAAUCGCCUGCUUCAGCUGCCAGUGCUGCGAGUGGCUGUCACUCAGGCGUCUGGGAAGUGGAAUUUGACUGCGAAGGGGAGGUGGAGGGGUGGAGAGGCACGGAGGCAGGAGGGGGAAGAGAAGGCGAGGAGGAAGGGAGGGGGGGCAUUGGCAGCGGAAGGCUAGGAAGGCGAAAAGGGGGGCAGAAAAGUGAGGAGGAGAGGGGUCAAUGCUCCAGCGUUCUUCCGAACCUGGAGCUGCCGCUCGAGGCUGCGAGGAGGUCCGGUGCAGGCCCGGGCUGGGCAUUUGGUCCUGAUGGAGGUUCGGGCGGCCCGAUUCCGAACGAGAGAGCGCGACAGGAGGAGCAGAGUGGUGGAAGGGGAGGGAGAGAAGGGAAGGGUGGGGCAGUUGCGGAGGGCAGGUCGUGGGACAGGGAGAUUAAUGCGGGGAUUGGUUGGGUUAGAGGGGAAGGGGACGAUGCAGAAUCAGAGGAGAACUGUGGAGAGGUGCUUAAAGGAGCUGAUCAUAGCGGGGAUGGGGCCAGAGAGGCGGUUGGAGGAGAGGUAGAGGAAGGAGAGGGAGGCAGAGCAGUGGGAGGAGAGUGGGGUGGGCGGGCCGGAGAGGGCGUUGUAGGCGAGACUGAGGAAGGUGAGCCGUUGCCCGGCCUUGCAGAAGGCUGGGAUGGGGCCUGA